ACUCCAUCGCUCCCACGCUCUGCACAAAGGUGGCUUCCAGGAAUCGCUGAAAUAGGAGACAAAGGACAACACUUUUUUUCCUCUGUGCCAUGACAAGAUAGGAGGAGUGGAGGAGGAGGAGCAGCAGCAGCAGCGGCAUUGCAGAAGCAAGCUGAGAGAGAGCUCGCGCGCGGGGGUAUCCGGGAAUGGUGGCGAUCUCCACCGAUUCCUCUCGGAUCUAGAGCGGCAGCUCGGCAUCUCCGUGCCUCUCUCUCUCUCUCGCCUUCGUCACCGCCGCCGGUGGGGUGUGAGGGCGGCCGGAGAGCGGGGAGAUGGCGGCCAACCGGGGGAUGGUCGCGGGGUCGCACAAUCGCAAUGAGUUCGUCAUGAUCCGCCACGACGGCGACGCGCCCGCCCCGGGUAAGGAGGUAAAAGGCGCGGGUGGUCAGGGCUGCCAGAUAUGUGGUGACACUGUUGGUGUUUCGGCCAGCGGUGAUGUCUUUGUUGCCUGCAAUGAGUGCGCCUUCCCGGUCUGCCGCCCUUGCUAUGAGUAUGAACGCAAGGAUGGGGUCAAAUGCUGUCCUCAGUGCAAGACUAGAUACAAGAGGCUGAAAGGUAGCCCCCGAGUUCCGGGAGAUGAGGAGGAAGAAGAUGUUGAUGACCUGGACAAUGAGUUCAACUACAAGCAAGGGAAUGGCAAAGGUCCAGAGUGGCAGCUGCGGGGUCAAGGAGAAGACAUUGAUUUGUCUUCAUCCUCUCGCCAUGAACCUCAUCAUCGUAUUCCUCGGCUGACAAGUGGACAACAGAUCUCGGGGGAAAUCCCCGAUGCUUCCCCUGAUCGCCACUCUAUUCGCAGCCCAACAUCAAGCUAUGUCGAUCCAAGUGUCCCAGUUCCUGUGAGGAUUGUGGACCCUUCGAAGGACUUGAACUCCUAUGGGCUUAACAGUGUUGACUGGAAGGAAAGAGUUGAAAGCUGGAGGGUUAAGCAGGACAAAAACAUGAUGCAGGUGACCAAUAAAUAUCCAGAUGCAAGAGGAGGAGGAGGAGACAUGGAAGGAACUGGCUCAAAUGGCGAAGAUAUGCAAAUGGUUGAUGAUGCACGUUUACCUCUGAGCCGUAUAGUGCCUAUUCCUGCAAACCAGCUCAACCUUUACCGGAUAGUGAUCAUUCUCCGACUUAUCAUCCUGUGCUUCUUCUUCCAGUAUCGUGUGACUCAUCCAGUGCGUGAUGCUUAUGGAUUAUGGCUAGUGUCUGUUAUCUGUGAGAUUUGGUUCGCCUUGUCUUGGCUUCUAGAUCAGUUUCCAAAAUGGUAUCCAAUCAACCGUGAAACAUACCUUGACAGGCUUGCAUUGAGGUAUGAUAGGGAGGGAGAGCCAUCACAGCUGUGUCCCAUUGAUAUCUUUGUCAGUACAGUGGAUCCACUGAAGGAACCUCCCCUGAUCACAGCAAAUACUGUUCUGUCCAUUCUUGCUGUGGAUUACCCUGUCGACAAAGUGUCAUGCUAUGUUUCUGAUGAUGGUUCAGCUAUGUUAACGUUUGAGUCGCUCUCAGAAACUGCAGAAUUUGCUAGGAAGUGGGUUCCGUUUUGCAAGAAGCACAACAUUGAACCAAGGGCCCCGGAGUUUUACUUUCAGCAAAAAAUAGAUUACCUAAAGGACAAAAUCCAGCCUUCUUUUGUGAAGGAAAGACGAGCAAUGAAGAGAGAGUACGAAGAAUUUAAAAUACGAAUCAAUGCACUUGUUGCCAAAGCCCAAAAAGUGCCUGAAGAGGGGUGGACCAUGGCCGAUGGCACCGCUUGGCCUGGGAAUAACCCUAGGGACCAUCCUGGCAUGAUUCAGGUGUUCUUGGGGCACAGUGGUGGCCUUGACACUGAUGGUAAUGAGUUGCCACGGCUUGUGUAUGUCUCUCGUGAAAAGAGACCAGGUUUCCAGCAUCACAAGAAGGCUGGUGCAAUGAAUGCACUGAUUCGCGUAUCUGCUGUAUUGACAAAUGGUGCCUAUCUUCUUAAUGUGGAUUGUGAUCACUACUUCAAUAGCAGCAAAGCUCUUAGAGAAGCAAUGUGCUUCAUGAUGGAUCCCGCUCUAGGAAGGAAAACUUGCUAUGUCCAAUUUCCACAAAGAUUUGACGGCAUUGAUUUGCACGAUCGAUAUGCUAAUCGCAACAUAGUUUUCUUUGAUAUCAACAUGAAAGGUUUAGAUGGCAUUCAGGGUCCAAUGUAUGUCGGGACAGGAUGCUGUUUCAAUAGGCAGGCCUUGUAUGGCUAUGAUCCUGUAUUAACUGAGGCUGAUUUGGAACCUAACAUUGUUGUUAAGAGCUGCUGCGGUGGCAGAAAGAAAAAGAGCAAGAGCUAUAUGGAUAACAAAAACCGUAUGAUGAAGAGAACCGAGUCUUCUGCUCCCAUCUUCAACAUGGACGAUAUAGAAGAGGGUAUAGAAGGUUAUGAGGAUGAAAGGUCCAUGCUUAUGUCCCAGAAGAGAUUGGAGAAACGAUUUGGUCAGUCUCCUAUAUUUACUGCAUCCACCUUUAUGACUCAAGGAGGCAUACCACCUUCAACGAACCCAGCUUCCCUACUAAAGGAAGCCAUCCAUGUCAUCAGCUGUGGAUAUGAGGACAAAACCGAAUGGGGAAAAGAGAUUGGCUGGAUCUAUGGUUCAGUUACUGAAGAUAUUCUUACUGGGUUUAAAAUGCACGCAAGAGGAUGGAUAUCAAUCUACUGCAUGCCACCGCGGCCUUGUUUCAAGGGUUCUGCACCAAUCAAUCUCUCUGACCGUCUUAAUCAAGUUCUCCGAUGGGCUCUUGGGUCUGUUGAAAUUCUGUUUAGCAGACAUUGUCCUAUCUGGUACAAUUACGGUGGGCGGUUGAAACUUCUGGAGAGGGUGGCUUACAUCAACACCAUUGUUUAUCCAAUAACAUCCCUCCCACUUAUUGCCUAUUGUGUCCUUCCUGCUAUCUGUCUGCUCACCAACAAAUUUAUCAUUCCCGAGAUCAGUAACUAUGCUGGGAUGUUCUUUAUUCUUAUGUUUGCCUCCAUCUUUGCCACCGGUAUAUUGGAGCUCCGAUGGAGUGGUGUCGGCAUCGAGGACUGGUGGAGAAACGAGCAGUUUUGGGUUAUUGGUGGCACAUCUGCCCAUCUUUUCGCAGUGUUCCAGGGUCUGCUGAAGGUGUUGGCCGGGAUCGACACCAACUUCACGGUUACCUCGAAGGCAAACGACGAGGACGGCGACUUUGCCGAGCUAUAUGUGUUCAAGUGGACCAGUCUCCUCAUCCCUCCGACCACCGUCCUUGUGAUUAACCUGGUGGGCAUGGUGGCAGGCAUAUCAUAUGCCAUCAACAGCGGUUACCAGUCCUGGGGUCCACUCUUCGGAAAGCUCUUCUUCUCAAUCUGGGUGAUCCUCCAUCUCUACCCCUUCCUCAAGGGUCUCAUGGGGAAGCAGAACCGCACGCCAACCAUCGUCAUUGUUUGGUCCAUCCUCCUCGCCUCCAUCUUCUCCCUCCUGUGGGUGAAGAUCGACCCUUUCAUAUCCGAUACCCAGAAAGCCGUCGCUAUGGGGCAGUGCGGCGUCAACUGCUGAUCGGCGCCGGAGAGUAUCUUCCCCCCUCGUGUAAAUACCGGAGGGGGGUUAGAUGGGAUUUUUUGUUGUUGUAGAUGAAGAUGGAGUUUUAUCUAAAUUAUUGCCCCUUUGUUAGUAGUACCCUUUCCUACGAAACCUGCAGCGUACAUUGUGAUUUUUCCUGCUCUUCUUCCAUUUGUGAUACUACCUGUUGUUUGUUGCUUAUAGAGUAUAUUAUGUCAGAACGUAUUUACACACUAUGGCAUCAACUAUUUAUAAGGCAGCUGUUCAUCAACUCUUCUGCAA
Messenger RNA from Aegilops tauschii subsp. strangulata, 3836 nucleotides. RefSeq names its product probable cellulose synthase A catalytic subunit 1 [UDP-forming]. The record is from RefSeq and is a predicted model, not a curated record. Gene Ontology annotation, molecular function: cellulose synthase (UDP-forming) activity. Gene Ontology annotation, cellular component: membrane. Gene Ontology annotation, biological process: cellulose biosynthetic process. Lineage: Eukaryota; Viridiplantae; Streptophyta; Magnoliopsida; Poales; Poaceae.